AUGUUCCGUUUCUCUCGCAAGCUCCUGGCCCAGCGGUACCUAACCGCCAUGCGAUUCCUCAGAAGGUUCUUUUCGUUUAGUCUGAGGCGUAAGACCUCGGGCGCCCGUCCGGAUCCCCUUCAGCCCGUCCGCAACGCCGCAGCCAGGCGGGCCAUUUGGGCUCGGCCUACACUUCACCACCAGCAGCAAUCCGCUUUCUUCACCAAACUACCCCCGGAGAUUCGGCAUCGCGUCUACCGCGAGGUCCUUGCCCCCGCGGACCGGCCGGAGCUGCAUGAGACCUGCGGUGCAGGGGGUUGGAACCACGCGUGCUGGUGGGCCAACUGUCUGCUUCGAGGCGGUACCACGGCCCCGAAUCCAUCCACAGGGCGAUAUGAGGCCGAGGACGAGUCUCCGUACGCGACUCGGAUGGGCCUGCUGCGCUCAUGUCGACACAUGUACUCAGAAUCCAACCCCGUUCUCUGCUUCCGCCAGACGCGAACGAUCGUUGAUCUCCAGCGUACCGUCCUGCCGCAGCGCUGGCGCGACAUUCGCUCGCUUCAUUUAACCGUGCCGCUCGAGCUAUACCUGAAUAAUAACGGGCUCUAG
Molecule: messenger RNA, 588 nt
Organism: Aspergillus affinis
Lineage: Eukaryota; Fungi; Ascomycota; Eurotiomycetes; Eurotiales; Aspergillaceae
Exons: 3
Coding region: 1-588 (195 amino acids)
Source: RefSeq, a predicted model, not a curated record